UCAAAAAGUUUUCCAAAUUUGAACAAACUUAAACGGCAGUGAUUAUCCAAGUAUUCUGUGGAAAUACUUUUAAAAGUUUAAUACCUCAUCUUCAUCGAACCCAAUCGGUGAUUCUCGUUCGCGUUCGCACGCGCCCAAAAGCGGCAAAAUAAGUACAUGUUAAUUUUACGCUGCAUGCAUCGUCGUCUUGGGGCGCUUGUAGUACAUUGGCUAUUUAGGUUCUGCUGGAAGCCGGGUGGCAAAAGGCAAAAGAGUCGUCAGUACUUCCCACCCAUCAUCCCGUAGAUUACCGUUGCUAAAUAAAUGGUAGAACAUCGGUAACCAUUCCAUUCACCGUUUGGUUUUACGGAGAUCCGCGAGGGUGGCUUAAAUAAUUUGCCUAUGCGCUAAUGGUAGUUAGGUAGGUGGUAGAUGGUAACUAUCCGGUGUGUUCCAUUCCGACCUUGCUGCGCUUGCCACCGGGUUUGUAAAAUGAAGUUCAACCAUUGUGACUAGUUAUGGCAACGGGUAUUGAAGUUCGCUGGUGGGUCGUUUCUAUGGAGGAACGCAGUUCGGUGUCAUGGUUACGUGGGUUGCUUGACGGCGGUAUUUGUUUUGAUCGAUGCGAGCGCACAAAACAGUGCUGAGUUUCGCAGUUUCGGAAGGUAGAAAGUGUGAAAAUGACUACGCCACCCGGAAAAGGUCCCAAGAAAAAACCGCUACCGUACUACAUGCAGCGGUCAGAGGACACGGCACUUCCCUCGUUUCAAAAUCGUCGCACGCUGGCUGACCACGUGAAGGACAAUAUGCUGUGUGCCGGUCGUAAAUCGUAUUUUCAGCGAAUUGUUUAUAUCGGACGACAUCCGAAGGUUUCGGCCAUGACAAUCCGCGAUCAGUUCUUGAAGGUAAUUAAGGAGAUGCAGGAGAAAACAACCAACGAAGUCAAACUGUUUGGGCUAAUGAUCAAUUUCGAUGGGUACUCAAUGCACAUGAUUGAAAGCGCAGAGGAAACCAUUGGAGAGUACAUGAAAUAUCUGGCUUCUAGUGAUCUAUUUGACAGCAGCCGAGUAGUGCUGGUGUAUAACAACAUCAAUCAGAGAUUCUUUCGUAAGUUGGUAUGGAGAUUUGCCGACUAUUUGAAUGCUCUGGUGCCUACGGUUAUUGAUGACAAAGAUCCGGAUGUGAUACAAAAUACUAUCAAUGAUUUCAUGAGAAAAGUUUACACACUCUGCAAGAUGGUUCGGACAGAAGAACUGGAUGAAAGAACUGCUUUCAAAUCUCUCUACUUGGAUGAAAACUAUGAGGAACACACUCCGGAUGUUGUCCUGCUGGAAUAUUUGCUCAGUUUGAAUUGUCUAUUCACUAUACAGGAGUACGGGCAGUUCUACGGAGUGCUUCCGGAUGUUACUACUUUUCGAGAUAAAGUUUGGCCCAUUCCACAGGAUUUCACACCCUAUGAUGUGUUUGAUUCUGGAAAAUAUCAAAUCAAUCUUACUUUCGGCGAUUCAUAGCAGAAGCAUGGUGAAUUUUAGAAUGUGUGCAAAUAAAAGUUUAAGAUUUUAAUCGAUUA
Malaya genurostris is the source of this 1549-nucleotide messenger RNA. RefSeq lists its product as uncharacterized. Gene Ontology annotation, molecular function: blue light photoreceptor activity; FAD binding. The transcript is spliced from 3 exons. The coding region runs from base 660 to 1490 and encodes 276 amino acids. The record is from RefSeq and is a predicted model, not a curated record. NCBI's taxonomy places the organism in Eukaryota, Metazoa, Arthropoda, Insecta, Diptera, Culicidae.